CUGCCGCCGCCAUCUUGGAGACGGGAGAUGGGCGAUGGCUGUGGUCUUUCUGCUAAAGCAAACAACAAAACGGGCAUCUUAGUCACCCCCGAGGGAGGCCACCAUCACUGUGACUGUCGACCAAAGCUACCGAACAGCUGAAGGUGUCAAAGCGGGACGCAGCGACAUUGAUUGUAGCUUCACCUGCCUGCAGGGGCAGCAGAAGGGAAGCGACUGAGGACCGAAAGGAUGGUGCAGUCCUGUUCCGCCUAUGGCUGCAAGAACCGAUACGAUAAGGAUAAGCCCGUGUCUUUCCACAAGUUUCCUCUUACUCGACCUAGUCUUUGUAAACAAUGGGAGGCAGCUGUCAGAAGAAAAAACUUUAAGCCAACCAAGUACAGCAGUAUCUGUUCAGAACACUUUACUCCAGACUGCUUUAAGAGAGAAUGCAACAACAAGUUACUAAAGGAGAACGCUGUGCCCACAAUAUUUCUCUGUACUGAACCACAUGACAAGAAGGAAGAACUGCUGGAGCCACAAGAACAGCUUCCACCGCCACCUCUAACACCUCCUGGGUCCCAGGUGGACGCUGCUAUUGGAUUGCUAAUGCCUCCUCUUCAGACCCCUGAUAAUCUCUCCGUUUUCUGUGACCACAACUACACUGUAGAGGAUACAAUGCACCAGAGAAAAAGGAUCCAUCAAUUGGAACAGCAAGUUGAGAAACUCAGGAAGAAGCUCAAGACUGCGCAGCAGCGGUGCCGAAGGCAGGAGCGGCAGCUGGAGAAGCUGAAGGAGGUGGUGCACUUCCAGCGGGAGAAGGACGACGCGCCUGAGCGCGGCUAUGUCAUCCUGCCCAACGACUACUUCGAGAUAGUGGAGGUGCCGGCCUGAGGGAAUGAGUGCGUGACGCUUUGCGAGAGGCCACACAUGCUGUCUUCUUCUAGCCUUUUCAAGGAGUUCCAUUUGGAAGAAAUAACACUUGAUUACUUGUAUGGAAACAAUUCAGAAUAUUUUUUUAAAAAAAUAAAUUAGUUAUAUACUGUAAAAUGAUAACUUUUUGUUUGUAAUUUCAGGGUUACUACAUUUUAGCUAUUUUAAAGGUUACAGACUAACCUCAGAACUUCCAUGUGAGAAGGUUUCAAGAUUGGGGAAUUUUUUUUUUAUAUGAGUAUUUAUAGAAGUAAUGUAAAAAUGCAAGAAUGAAAGCAAUACAGUAAAUAUGAUUUAAGUUUAACGUUUAAAAUUUAAACAAAGCAGUUCUAUUGAGAGUACUUAUAUUUUAAAUCAAGUAUGGGUGAGAUCAUGGGACAUAACUUCUCAGAAUAUAUUUUCUUCACAUUAUUAUUUGUAAAAUUAGAAGAUCACUUAUCUUUCUUAAUCAUUGUCAGACAAACUGGCAAGUCAGUAUUAAAAAAAAGAUUUUCAGAGCAGAAAAUAUUUCAUUGCCAAUCCUUAUGUCUAAAUAAUAGCUUUAUAAGGAUGGAUUUUUUUUUUCAGGUGGGUCCUUUCCCCACCACCUUCCAGCUGUCCCUUCACUCUGUAGGGCUGUAAAAUCAGAAGUGUGUCUCCAAUGGAAGAAGCAUUCCUCAAUAAACAAGAUAGGCAGUGUUGUCAAGGAAGUAGUAAGAAUGAGGGCCUGAUCCAUGGCAUAUCUUUUUCUCUCUGUUUCUCUAAGGAUUCCCCUAAUUAACAGUCCUGGUUUUCCAGUGGAAUUUGCCAGAUCUCUAACAAAUACAUUAGUAGAGUUUGAUUAGUACCAUUUAUCUUGUAAUCUGAAAAAAAAAUUCAACUUUUAAUACAUUAGCAUUUACCUCCUUUACUUCAAUGAGUGAUUUAUAUUCAAAGGCAAUCUAAUAUGUGUUUAUUUUACUGAAUGUUAAGAUUUAAACUGAAGUUUCUUUUCAAACUAAGUGGUUUCUCACUUUGUGAGAAAUUUUUUACACAUAUUUGAAAUGAAAAUAUAUUCUGAGUAAAAAAAAAAUACUGCCAUAGGAAUUACCUGCUUAAUUUUAGUAGCUGUUAGAACCCUAUGAAAUAUAGAGUUCACGGAGGUAGUUGAAAAAUAUCAGACCUUUUAUGGCAGUAUUAAAGAUAUGAAACUAUGGUGGGCAAAUGUCUUUUGUAAAGUUGGUUUUCAGUGUUGUUCAUGGAUAGUACUUUGGUUCAUAGAGAUUUGAUUUUUUUUAUGAACCAGCAUUUCAAAAAUAGAAAUUAUUAUACUUGAAGAUAAAUAGCCUAAGAGCAUUUAGAGCUAUUGAAGAACCAGAGAACUUUUUGUAGUUACUUACAGAUGUCGUCACUCGUUUGGAGCGUUUGGAGCCACAGUCUCUAUUUACGUUUCACCUGUCGAGCAAUUCCAGGAUAUAAUUAAUUGGGUAAUAUUUUGUCAAGUAUGUAUUUUUGAUCCAAAUUGUCAUCUAUAUAAAAGAAAUUAUAAUCUCUUUGUAUGUCCCCAGAAUCAAGAUUUCGACGUUGAAUUAUGAAAGUGGUAAUCAUAGUUAGCUUGUUAACAUUAUGAUUUAACGUGAAGAAACAUUCUUUCAUAACAGACUUAAGUCCCUUUUUGGAAAGAAUUAAGUAAGCAGCAUGCAUACCAAUGUUUUCCAUUUAAUUUUUCAUAGUUUGGCAUAGGGAUUUUGAGGAAUAGGUGCGUUUUUCUGAAUUUGCGAUAUAACGUUUGUUGAAUGUUUUAAAAUUUAAUUUUGUCUAUUGUUGUUCAUGAUGUUGCCAAAAUGGAGCACUUAGGCUAAAAUAGUUUCUAUUUCAGCCUAGUGAAAUUCAGUCUGAAACAAACAGUGUCCUGGUCUCAAUCUGAGGGAUAAAAAGGAAGAUCCAUGUGAAUUGCAGCAUAUUCUGAAAACUUUAUUUUAAAGACAUACCAUUCUAAUAUAUCCUUUUAAAUGUGAGAUUAUCUGAUAGUAAUAGAGGAAAAAAUAACUUUAUAGGACUGCUAGGAAAAUUGUAGCAUCAUAGAAUUUAUGAAUUAGAAGGCCCUUAGAAGUCAUCAACACUGGCCUAACGUCUGAACCCUAUGGAAGUUCCUUGUAAAAUAUCCCUGACAUAUAGUCAUUUGUUCUCUGCCAAAUGUGUGUAAAUACAUUUAACUAGUUAUUCCCCUUUGAUUCUUUAAAAUGGUUUCAGGAUUAGAAUAGAAUUAGAUACCACUCUCUUUACACUUGUUUAUAAUGCAAAUAUAAAUUCUUUACUUUGAAUUACCAAAUUCAAGAUUAAAAUUUUUAAAUUUGUAAAAUAAUUUUAAGUAUUUAGUAAUUGUAUGUGUUGUGUACUAAAAAUAAUUCUGUCAUUGCAGUAAAGAAAUAGUUUAUUUAAAAUUAUUAACAAACUUUUACUGGGAAAGUCAAGUACAUGAGGAGAUAUUUUAACUAU
Sorex fumeus (smoky shrew) is the source of this 3366-nucleotide messenger RNA. It is a transcript of the gene THAP1, whose product is annotated as THAP domain containing 1. Lineage: Eukaryota; Metazoa; Chordata; Mammalia; Eulipotyphla; Soricidae. The transcript has 3 exons. Gene Ontology annotation, molecular function: sequence-specific DNA binding. The record is from RefSeq and is a predicted model, not a curated record. The coding region runs from base 229 to 870 and encodes 213 amino acids.